AUGCCUUCCAGCGGGUCUCUGAACCCGGAGUCGGAGGCUUUUGCCCAUGUCCGUCCAACUUUUUGGAUCGGUCAGCAUGACUCCUCCAGGACUGAGGCUCUCACUGAUGGCCAGUACGCUCAGGUCCUCAACGCCGGCUUCGGGUUCGCAACGGCGCCAAUCACCAAUGAGCACUUCCACCAACGUGUCAAGGAGCUCUACAGGUCUCAUCUGAGCGGCCUAGAGGCCUCGAGUUUGUCGGCUGCCGAGAAGGCCAACCCGGCCCUGCCCGGCCCUACCGUCCCAACUCUCACCAACAAGGACACGAGCCUCAUUCCCAGCUCAUACGUGCUUAACGUGCUGGCCUACUCAAGCCCGUGGAUCGACCUCUGCUCGUCAGACCCGGUCAUCGCCAGCAUCUCCCGCCAGGCGCUGAACCUGGAGGUGGCCUAUGCCAAUUUCUGUGGGGUGCGCAGUGUUGUGAUCCCGGGGCCACGACAGGACGGGGACGGUAAAGCCAUUGCUCAGUAUGUGAGAGCGGUGCAGGAGACAUUUGAGGUGGCUACCAGGGUGAACGUCAUCAUCCAUAUGCCAAUGUACCGUGAGCCUGGGUUGGAGGAGAAGGCAAAGCUGCUAUCUGAGGAACUUCACGGGUCCAAGGAUGUGGCAAAGGCAGGCCCAAAAGAUGAUGAGGUUGAUCUCUUCGGGGCUUGGGAUACGUGGCACGCCAUCCGGUCGGUCUGCCAGUACUCGACCAGGUUGUUUGUUGCCUUGAGGAUCCCGCGACGUCUUCCGGAGAGGGAGCUCCAGACUCGGUGGUUUUCCGAGCCCCUGCAUUACGUGACCCUCGGGCCCACCACCUUCCAGCCCAACAAGACCGGCAACCCGUCCCUCACUCGAUACCACCAGGACAUGAUAUUCAGCUAUAUGCGACUGAAGAACGCACCCUGGCUCCUCCUCUACGACGUCGGGCCUUUCCUGGCUGAGCUCCAGGCAGCCGCUGAGGCGGCCGAGACCAUCCAGAUCGAGUUCCCGACUAUCGGCGAGGCAGCGCACAGCGAUGCGUUGGCCAAGAGCCUCCCCGGCAUGAAUGCCCAUGUGCUGUACAUGAGCCACCUGGAGCGCCAGCAGGAGCCGCUUGGGGCCCUCGAGACGGACACGCUCACGAGCUUCCAGGACUGGCUACAGAGCCCUCUGCAGCCGUUGUCUGACAACCUUGAGUCGGCGACAUACGAGAUGUUUGAGGGCGACCCCGUCAAGUACAACCUGUACGAGGAGGCCAUGUUCCAGGCCAUGAGCGAGUGGAAGCAGCUUGGAAAGCCUACGUCGUCCCUCAAGGGCGACAACGCCGAGCUGGUGGUGACCGUCGCUGGGGCCGGGCGUGGCCCGCUGGUGACGCGGGCGCUGAGAGCCAGCGAGCGCAGCGGGAUGCCCAUCCAGAUAUGGGCGGUGGAGAAGAACCAGAACGCCUACGUGUACCUCCUUCGGCAGAACGAGACCGUGUGGGGCGGACGGGUGACGGUGGUCAAGACUGACAUGCGCGACUGGACGGGGCCGCGGCCGCAGGGCUACGCGGGCAGCGCGCCGCCCAAGGUGGACAUCCUCGUGACGGAGCUGCUGGGUUCGUUCGGCGACAACGAACUGUCACCCGAGUGUAUCGAUGGAAUCCAAAAGCACAUCGCGCGGCCGCAUGGCAUCUCGAUCCCCGAGUCGUACACGGCGUGGCUGUCGCCCAUCGCGACGCCCAAGAUCCAUGCGCACCUGCGGACCCUCGCCCCGGCCGACGCCAAUGCCUUCGAGACGCCCUGGGUCGUGCGGCUGUACCAGCUGGACCUCAUCUCGCAGAAGGUGCCCGGGAAGCCGCGGUUCCAGCAGGCGUGGGAGUUUGUGCACCCCGUCGCGGGCUCGCUCAUCGAGAAGUGGGAGGCCGAGAACGGCCCCGUGUCGCACGCGCCGAGGCUGCGCACCGCAGGCGGCGGCGCCAUGAACAACUCGGGCGGCACCAACGAGCACAACGCCCGGCACACGCACCUGACCUUCUACUGCCGCCCGCGCGGUGUCUGUCACGGCCUGGCGGGCUACUUCGAGAGCACGCUCUACCGGCCGCACACCGGCGAGGGCAAGGAGCUGGUGGAGCUGAGCAUCCUGCCGGACCAGAUCGACAGGAAGAGCAAGGACAUGGUCUCCUGGUUCCCUAUCUUCUUCCCCCUAAAGCAACCCCUCUACUUCCCGCAGGACUCAGACCUCGAGGUCAGCAUGUGGCGGCAGACUGAUGACACCAAGGUCUGGUACGAGUGGAUCGUCGAGGCGUAUGUCUGGGUCGGCCCCAAGACGAGGGUCAAGGUUGCAUCCUCGGAGAUGCACAGCAGCCGCAAGGUGGCUUGUCUCAUGCAGUAG
Messenger RNA from Diaporthe citri, 2376 nucleotides. RefSeq lists its product as uncharacterized. The transcript is spliced from 4 exons. The record is from RefSeq and is a predicted model, not a curated record. NCBI's taxonomy places the organism in Eukaryota, Fungi, Ascomycota, Sordariomycetes, Diaporthales, Diaporthaceae. The coding region runs from base 1 to 2376 and encodes 791 amino acids. Gene Ontology annotation, cellular component: nucleus; cytosol. Gene Ontology annotation, biological process: peptidyl-arginine N-methylation; regulation of DNA-templated transcription.